UCCAGCUCACUUGCACUUGACGCUCAUCACCGCCGCACGCGCCGUCUCCUUCACCCCAGACUGACCCAACUCCCGCCGCGCAAUAUGAGCGCAGUCCUCUCCCUGGCCAGGCCGUCCUCAUCGAGCCUCACAACAGCCGUAUCCACAUCCCAGUCGCGCGCCCUCCAGCAAUCCCGGUCGGUCUCCUCCUCGCCUUACGGCCGCACCCACGUCUGGAAGCACCGCCAGCGGGUCCUCCCCAACCCCUUCGCCCCGCACUUCCCGCAGACCGUCUUCCACGUCGACGGGAGCACCUUCACGCACUACACCACCUCGCCGCGCUCCCUGUUCAAGCUCACCAAGGACACCACGAACACCCCGCUCUGGAACGCCACGCGCUUCCUCGGCGAGGCAGAGGAGGAGGACGCCGUCACCGGUCGCCUGGGCAGGUUCAACAGGCGCUUUGAGGGCCUCGGCGGGUCGGGUUCCGCGUGGCUGGAGCAGGCGGAUACGGAGGAGGGCGUGGAGGCGUUGAAGAAGAUGCAGAUCGAGGCGCAGGCGGUCAUGGGUACACACAAGCAGGAGAAGGAGGACGUUAAAAAAGGGAAGGGGGGCAAGCGCGGCAAGCGGUAGGCGGGCGGGAGGUAUUUGAGGAUGCGGAUGCGAGUUGCGCGUUUCUAUCUAUCGGUUGUU
This is a messenger RNA of Rhodofomes roseus, 672 nucleotides long. RefSeq lists its product as uncharacterized. Gene Ontology annotation, molecular function: structural constituent of ribosome. Lineage: Eukaryota; Fungi; Basidiomycota; Agaricomycetes; Polyporales; Fomitopsidaceae. The transcript has 2 exons. Gene Ontology annotation, biological process: mitochondrial translation. The record is from RefSeq and is a predicted model, not a curated record. Bases 85 to 612 code for a protein of 175 amino acids. Gene Ontology annotation, cellular component: mitochondrial large ribosomal subunit.